UUGUCAUUCAUACACGCCCACAGAACAUAACAAAACGACUGGUGGUCUUAUAUACAAUUGAACGUUCUACCAACUAACCGAUCAAACAACCAACCAACCAACAACAAGUGUUAAUAAAGAUCAUUGAAGUUUAUGCAGAGAUUUUUACAUUAUUGUGCACAUUCAAGAUCAUUCAUGUCAUAAAUGUUGUUCUUUGUUUUUUUAUGUCACCAACAACUACAAUUAUUAUCCGCAGACGGUCCAAUCCGAAAAUGUGUAUGCAAGUAAGUAGCAUCUGUUCAUAAAAGGUGCAACUAGUAAAACUAAACAGGUAGACUAAAGGAUUAGUUAAAAUGCAAAUCAGUAGAUAGACAGACCGACAUACAUACUGUAUGUCUGUAUUGUAAAACUAACAAUAAAUGCCUAAAAUACCUGUUAGCUUAGAAAAAGGACAGGUUGCUAGUUAGUUAUAACAGCAAGAGGAGUGUUAGUGUUUUUGCUAUAUAAACUAGGCAUUUGAAUGAAUAGAGCACAGUUCAAUUUAGAACAUCUUCGAGAGUAAAUUAAAAUUAAAUACAAAUAACCAAACAUGACUUUGCAAGAAAUCUUAGAUAAAAAUCUAUCUGCAGCUGAUUCGAAAAUGGCACAUUAUAUAGGCUUUGAUUUGCGUAUAGAUUUACUUGUACAACGGCAGUCACAAAGUACAUCCAUGUUUGAACGUCUAAAAGUUAUUAUCGAUCAAAUAACGGAAAAUUCCAAAACACAUUCCAUGGAGGAAGAGCAAAUAUCACCCAAAGUUCCGGCCUUUUUAGCGGAUCAUAAUUAUGCCUUUUCCAAUACGUCGUCGGGUAUAUCUUCAGCAUCUUCAUCGCCACCGCUACCACUAUCCUCCUCCUCUGCAUCGCCAUCGUCUUCCUCUUCCGGCGAAAAAGAAAACUCGAGAUUUAAGAGAUGCCUUAAAGUUUCAGCUAAACGCAAAAUAAUUGAUGACGAUCAAGAAUUUUCGGUUGAUGAUGAGGACAUGGCAUUACCGGAGGAGGAGCAAAGCCAGCAAUAUCCUCAACAAGUUGAUGAAAACAUUAUUUUGGGCCCAAAUGGCACACAAGUUGAUGUGCUUUCCUACAACAGUAUCAUUUGGUCCUCAGCUGCUUCGGCCACACGCCAACUUUUGGGUUUUGUUUUUAGUAGUGAUGUUUUGGCUACACACACUUUAACCGGCAAACCAUCACCCGCCUUUUAUGGCCGCGAAAGACCGGCAAAAAUGCAAUUAGAUCCCAUUAAGGCAGCUGAUAUCAUACACUGCGUACGCUCCAAGUUCAAGUGUACCGAACGUGAAAUUAGAGCAGCCAUCACUACUAAAUGUUCGGAUACUUCGAAAAAGUACAAGAGACGUCAUCAAAAACAGUUGGAAUGUUCACAAGUUAUGAAUUAGUUAGAAUUUAAACGGUAAUAUGGAGGAAUUCAAUUCAAUACACUUUUGUAAAUAUGUAUUUUAAUGUUAAGUUAUGUUUUUUUUUUACUGUGUGAUUUUUUUAAUAAAAAAAA
Molecule: messenger RNA, 1524 nt
Organism: Lucilia cuprina (Australian sheep blowfly)
Lineage: Eukaryota; Metazoa; Arthropoda; Insecta; Diptera; Calliphoridae
Gene: Elba2
Product: early boundary activity protein 2
Exons: 1
Coding region: 569-1411 (280 amino acids)
Biological process (GO): negative regulation of Notch signaling pathway; positive regulation of neuron differentiation
Cellular component (GO): nucleus
Molecular function (GO): DNA binding; transcription corepressor activity
Source: RefSeq, a predicted model, not a curated record